This is a messenger RNA of Colletotrichum costaricense, 351 nucleotides long. RefSeq lists its product as uncharacterized. The transcript is spliced from 2 exons. NCBI's taxonomy places the organism in Eukaryota, Fungi, Ascomycota, Sordariomycetes, Glomerellales, Glomerellaceae. Bases 1 to 351 code for a protein of 116 amino acids. The record is from RefSeq and is a predicted model, not a curated record.
AUGCGCGUCGCUCACCUCAUCAGGUUCGCGGCGGCGAUGUCUCUCACCUUCACUGCUGCAGCAGGCAUCGCAAUCAGGCGCGCAAAUACGACGGAACUGCAAGUCCCUCCAACCGACAACUCCCCUCAGGAUUUCGAAUCACUCCGGGGCGGAGCCUCAGCCACCUGUCACUCGUUUACGAUCAAUCCGCGCUACUUCACCUUGUUGUACGCAACGUGCCGUGAUCACCUGGGCUUUGAGAAGAUAGGCCAUCUCAACUUGAACCUCUGCCUCGCAAAUUCUUGUGGCAACCUUGAGGGUCGCGCAAGGACGAUACGCGGAGAGCUGCUCGGCGAGGACCUGUUCGAUUGA